AGCGGCUCAGAUGUCGGAGUAGCAGCGGCUCUGGCGCUCCGCACCCUCCGUCUGCGGCAGCCGGGGCUGGCGGCCCCGGCUCCUGCCCGGCCCCCUCCCCCAACCCCAUGCCUCAGUCCUAACCCCUCCGCCCUCCCGCGCGGGGGGCCUUUCGCCGUGCCCCCUGCCCGCCGCGUCCAAGUGGGACACCAUGAACGACCAGUAUCACCGGGCGGCCCGGGACGGCUACCUGGAACUCCUCAAGGAGGCCACCCGGAAGGAGCUGAACGCCCCCGACGAGGAUGGCAUGACCCCCACCCUCUGGGCCGCCUACCACGGCAACCUGGAGUCGCUGCGCCUCAUCGUGAGCAGAGGCUUCCAAUGGCCACCUGCACUGCCUCUCCUUCCUGGUGUCCUUCGGGGCCAACAUCUGGUGCCUGGACAACGACUACCACACGCCGCUGGACAUGGCCGCCAUGAAGGGCCACAUGGAGUGCGUGCGCUACCUGGACUCCAUCGCGGCCAAGCAGAGCAGCCUCAACCCCAAGCUGGUGGGCAAGCUGAAGGACAAGGCCUUCCGCGAGGCGGAGCGGCGCAUCCGCGAAUGCGCCAAGAUGCAGCGCAAGCACCAUGAGCGCAUGGAGCGGCGCUACCGGCGCGAGAUGGCCGAGCGCUCCGACACGCUCAGCUUCUCCAGCCUCACAUCCAGCACCCUGAGCCGCCGGCUGCAGCACUUGGCACUGGGCAGCCACCUGCCCUACUCGCAAGCCACGCUGCACGGCACCAACAGGGGCAAGACCAAGAUCCAGCGGAAGCUGGAGCGGCGCAAACAGGGCGGCGAGGGCACCUUCAAGAUCUCCGAGGACGGACGCAAGAGCGUGCGCUCGCUCUCGGGCCUGCAGCUGGGCAGCGACGUGAUGUUCGUGCGCCAAGGCACCUACGCCAACCCCAAGGAGUGGGGCCGCUCCCCACUCCGGGACAUGUUCCUCUCCGACGAGGACAGCGUCUCUCGUGCCACACUGGCGGCUGAGCCUGCCCACUCGGAGGUCAGCACCGACUCAGGCCACGACUCCCUGUUUACCCGCCCGGGCCUGGGCACCAUGGUGUUCCGCAGGAACUACCUGAGCAGCGGGCUGCACGGGCUGGGCCGCGAAGACGCGGCGCUGGACGGCGCGGGCACACCGCGGGCUCGGCUGCAGAGCUCCCCCAGCCUGGACGAUGACAGCCUGGGCAGUGCCAACAGCCUGCAGGACCGCAGCUGCGGGGAGGAGCUGCCCUGGGACGAGCUGGACUUGGGCCUGGAUGAGGACCUGGAGCCUGAGACGAGCCCAUUGGAGACCUUUCUGGCCUCCCUGCACAUGGAGGACUUCACCUCCCUCCUGCGGCAGGAGAAGAUCGACCUGGAGGCAUUGAUGCUGUGCUCCGACCUCGACCUCCGCAGUAUCAGCGUCCCCCUGGGACCCCGAAAGAAGAUCAUGGGGGCCGUCCGGAGGCGGAGGCAGGCGCUGGAGCGCCCACCAGCCCUGGAAGACACAGAGCUAUAACGGGGGGCUUUUCUCCCCAGACCAAAAUGAAUUGCAAGUUGCCAUAACCCACGGUGGGACCGUGAGGUCCUCACAGUCGCCAGACCUGCAGCCCCCUGGGCCCCUCCCUAGGGGCAAGGACCAUGCGGGACGUCUCCCUUGAAAGCUUUCCCACACUCCACAGCAGAGGGUAUGGCCUGGAGGCACCCAGAAAGGUCCCAGAGCCCUUGAGCCACCCCCAUCUGAGUGACCCUAAAGGACAUGUGGAUUUGCUG
Pteropus alecto (black flying fox) is the source of this 1777-nucleotide messenger RNA. It is a transcript of the gene USH1G, whose product is annotated as USH1 protein network component sans. The coding region runs from base 447 to 1523 and encodes 358 amino acids. Gene Ontology annotation, biological process: equilibrioception; sensory perception of light stimulus; sensory perception of sound. Gene Ontology annotation, molecular function: protein binding. NCBI's taxonomy places the organism in Eukaryota, Metazoa, Chordata, Mammalia, Chiroptera, Pteropodidae. The record is from RefSeq and is a predicted model, not a curated record. The transcript has 3 exons.